Messenger RNA from Blepharisma stoltei, 1240 nucleotides. The record is from the annotation of a GenBank genome assembly. Lineage: Eukaryota; Ciliophora; Heterotrichea; Heterotrichida; Blepharismidae.
AUGAGUGAAAUUCAAACAAAUCCAAGUCCCAUAUAUAAUUCUGAUGCCAAAGCUAUCAAGUAUUUUCAUCAUGCAAGAGGAAACGCAGGCAAGCUUGAAUUGAACGUGGAUUUAAUUUCUGAAGAAUCUGAGCGAAAAGAAGUCGAUUCCCUUCCAAGUGAACCUCAAAAUGAAUUUUCAACCCAAAAAUCUCCAAAAGCUGAAGCAAGCUCAACAGGAAUUGAAGAUAAAAAUUCAGAGCAAAGCUACCAUAAAACUGCCUCUUUGGAUUAUUCGUUUUCUGAAGACCCAAGCAACUUGACGUACAGAAUAAGUGAUUCAGCAUCAGGAUUUAAUAAUUCUUUGGCUGAAAGAUUUCCCAAGUUUACAACGGCAUCUUUGACUUUAAGCGAAAGCUCAAGCAUGCCUCCUUCAAAUGAUCUGAAUUUUAGGAGUUCUCUUAUUGAAUACCGAGAAUCAAUAUACUCGUCUAUAAUAAGGCAAAAAAUAUUUUUUUAUUGAAAAAAUAGAUUUUUAGAUGGAAAAUAAUUUGUAAAAAGGAAUAGGACAAGAUUCAAACCCUUUUGAUAUUAUGGUAACUGAAGAGGAAGAGCACAGCGACGAUACUAAUUUUGGGAAAAUUGACAUCGAGACACCAGUUAAAUCUCCAGAAGGAGAAAAAUUGGUACUUCAACAAAUAAAACAGCAAUUAAAUUUGAAAGAUAUACUUAGAUUUACAUUUCUAAUCAAAAUUCUGGUGGUUACAGAUCAGAACGAUCGAGCUCAUCCGAGGACGUCUCAGCUACUUACAGAACUAUUGUGAUGUUCCCAUUCUCCAGGCUCCAGAGUCCUCCUUUCCAGUUGUUGCCGGUGGAUCGUGGAUGACCCGUGCAAUUCGAGUAUGUAGGUUUAGGACUGGCCGCUACUUGUUCCAUCUCAGCCUUCAUUGAUCCUACUCCAGCCCCUUUGUCUUGACCUCUAAUCUAGUGGUCACGUGCUGCGUUAUGCAAAACCACCUAUAGAAGAAAAUAUUAAAGAUAUCAACUUAAUUAUUAUAAAUGACGAAGUAAGUGGAGACGAUUUAGAAGACUCUGAUUAUAUGCCACAGAAUAAUGAUAAGAAACUGGAUGACAGCUUUAAAAUGAUGAAUAGCCGAAUAAUUAAAUAUAACACCGAAAGUAAUGAGGAAUCGAAAAAUAAUACAUUGCAGCUUGAGGACCGAGGGCACAGCUGUGGAUGCAAUCUUUGCAUUAUUUUUUAA